AUCCUCCUAUCUUCCAGGUUUGACCAGAGUCAUGGAGCUUCCCAGUAACACCACAGCGUUGGACUUCAUUCUUCUUGGGCUCUUCAGCCACACGCAAGUCCACCUGUUCCUGUUUUCUGUUGUGUUAGUAAUCUUCACGGCCUCCCUGAUGGGGAACGCCCUCAUGAUCCUUCUCAUCUGCAGGGACCCCAGGCUCCACACGCCCAUGUACUUCCUUCUCAGCCAACUCUCCCUGAUGGACAUGAUGCUGGUCUCCACCAUCAUCCCCAAGAUGGCAGCCAACUACUUGAUGAGCAUGAGGUCCAUCUCCCCUGCGGGCUGUGGCUCCCAGAUCUUUCUGUUUCUCACCCUGGCAGGGGGCGAGUGCUUCCUCCUGGCAGCCAUGUCCUAUGACCGCUAUGUGGCUGUAUGUCAGCCCCUGCGCUACCAUGUCCUCAUGAGCUCCAAGCUGUGUGUGCAUCUGACCUUGGGCUCUUGGUUCCUGGGAGCCACUGAUGGGUUGAUGCAAGCGGGCACCAUCUUGAGUUUCCCCUUUUGCCACUCUCGAACCAUCAACCACUUCUUCUGUGAGGCGCCUUCUCUGGUGCGCCUUGCCUGUGCCGACACCAAAGUCUUUGAGUUCUUCAUGUACAUUUGCUGCGUCCUUAUGCUCCUGAUCCCUCUGUGCCUCAUCCUGGUUUCCUACUUCCUCAUCCUGGUUGCAGUACUCCACAUGCGAUCCUCAGCAGCCCGGAAGAAGGCCUUUGCCACCUGCUCUUCGCACCUGGCUGUGGUGGGGCUAUUCUACGGGGCCAUCAUGUUCAUCUACAUGAGACCUAAGUCCCAUCAGCCGGGAGAGCGUGACAAAGUGGUGUCUGCCUUCUACACCAUCUUCACGCCGGUGCUGAACCCCUUCAUUUACAGUGUGAGGAACAAGGAGGUCAAGGGAGCCCUGAGGAAGUGGCUGCAGAAGACAGUGUGAUAAA
Molecule: messenger RNA, 965 nt
Organism: Myodes glareolus (Bank vole)
Lineage: Eukaryota; Metazoa; Chordata; Mammalia; Rodentia; Cricetidae
Product: olfactory receptor 2T33-like
Biological process (GO): G protein-coupled receptor signaling pathway
Cellular component (GO): membrane
Molecular function (GO): olfactory receptor activity; G protein-coupled receptor activity
Source: RefSeq, a predicted model, not a curated record